UAGUCAUUCGUGAAUACUUCGUGAAACCUAGUAACUUGAGAAGUUCUCGAAGGCUCGAAGGAACACAAAACAUUGUACUACGUUUGAAAGUCUUCAUUAAUUAAUAUCGUCUUUUUCUGCUGUUUAAAUUGAGGAUAAAGUAUAGAUAGUAUACGAAGGGGCCAAAGGAAACAUUUCAAAAUGCCCGAGGGAACUAAAUGGGGGUCAUGGAUGCCGGAAUAAGGAAAAAAACGACGAGAAUUUUUGAGAAUUUCAAGACACAAGAUAUCAGAACUGAGAUUGGAUAUUUUUGAAGACGCACUUAUGGAUAAGUUUGUUAUUAUUGGAGGAAUACUGUGCUUUACUGCUGAUGUGUUUGCAAUUGCUGCCUUGGUUACUCCAAAAUGGGUCGUAUCAGAAUUCUCAGGUUUUGUCCACCUUGGACUCUUGGUGAUGUGUCAGAAAUCACCACGACAACCAGAAGUUUGUGUUACCCCAGACCUUCCUGACGAGUGGAAGGCCGCCCUUGUGUUUCUCUUAUUUGGAGUGAUAUCUUUAACAAUAACUUGUUUUCUAUUAAUUAUUUCUGUGUGGAAACCAAAUAUGAUGUCUCCUGCCAGAUGGAUUGUGUUCUUUGGAAUGAUAGUUUUCUGUUUUGCUGCUCUGGUUUUCCCUCUUGGGUUUAGCAUGCCGGAAGUUGGAGGUGAAGCAUUCAAGUUACCAACAGGAACUAAUGUUGGACCUUCAUUCUUUUUAUUCAUAUUUUGCAUCGUUUUUACAAUUGCAUCUGAACUUUUUAUAUUCAAGGUUUGUCCAUUGCUGUUGAGAUAGUAUCAAGUAAUGGAUUUUUUAUUAUAGCAAUCACUUCUACGUUUUCAGUGACCCUGGAAAUGAAUAUGCAGUAGCUAUUUUAAAAAGGUUGUCAGAACCAGAAGAUAGGUCAUAGGUGAUAGUGGAUAGGUCAUUCCAAGGCAAAAGGGAUGAUCACCAUACAUCUAAGCAUGAAUGAUCAAGGUGUUUUUAAAGAAUGGGCUUGUUGACUACAAGCAUUUACAGAAUAUCUCAAAACUUAACCUCUGUGUUCUUGAUGAGAAUAUUAGGAAGCAGAAACACAAGUCAUUCCAGUCAUCCUUGGAUCUUGAAAUGGCCUAUUUCCUAUCACUUUUCACCUAUUGCCUAAACUAAUCACCCUUUUAUACAUGUAAUGUUGCACCGACAAUUUUUUUUAAAAUAGAUAUAUACUACGGUGGAUUAUUUGGCUUAUGUCAAUCAAAAUCCUCUUGGUUCUCCUGUCAUUUGGGUUGAAAUAUGUAGUACAACACCUUGUAGUACAUGCAUGUAAAACUGUGUUUGCUACAAUUAAUUACAUUGUUUGGGUUCCUCAUCAAAGCAACACGACUAAUGUGAAAUGCUCUAGCCCACUACAAGCUAAGAACAGUGUUUUGUGUUUCUAUUUUGUAUUAUAGAGUGAUUUACUUCAUUGUGAAAGAACAGUCAAUGUAAUACAUAGUAAUAGUCACAAUUCCAUUGUUUUCUUUUGUUUUACUUGGACUGUUACUAAUUUAUAUAUGACUUUUUUUCACGGGCCAAGUAAAAUCACUCUACAGGAAUAAGAAAUAAGCAAGUUAUUCAAUACUUUUUUAGCAAAUUGUGGUUGGAGAAAUUAUUUUUCUAUAUGUAAUAUUUGGGGUAGCCUCUCUCCUCCCUCCCAAAGGAAUAAAUUUGUUCCCUUUCAUAGACCAAUUUACCAAGGAGGAAUGGGAGAGGGUGGGGGUGGGAAAUCAUUAUCUAUGAUAGAUCAUGAUAAUUUUAAUUUUAAAGUCAAGGUAAAAAGAAAUUUUUAAAUAAUAUUUUAAAGAUAGAGUACUUCAAAUUAACCCAAAAAUAUAAACCCCAAACCCCUCCUCCCAAGGGGAUAAUUAUUUUUUGCAAGAGUUUUUACCUUUCCUCUAGAUGAAGCCUAAUACAUACAAGAAAAAUAUGAAAAUAAUUGGCAUCUUACUGUAUGUCUGUGAUAAUAUUUCUCAGGUUAAUUUGAAUCACCUCUAGAUCUUAGUAAGCUCUUAUUUAAUGCUUUUAGCGAUUGAUWACUUUUUUCAGUAUUGGGUUUUUAAACAAGCGUCAAUAUUUUUUAUACAGAAUUGUAAAUAUGCAAAUAAAGGUGAAGUGUUUGAUUUUGUACAGUUUUUGCUAUUAGUAAUUUCUAGGUUGAGUUACAUUGCAGUGUUUUGUGGGGCUAUCUGAAGGGACAUAAUUCCAAGAUGGCAGCUAUUUUUGUCUCCUCAACAGCCCCAAAUAAAAUGCCAACUUUACUUAC
Molecule: messenger RNA, 2296 nt
Organism: Actinia tenebrosa (Australian red waratah sea anemone)
Lineage: Eukaryota; Metazoa; Cnidaria; Anthozoa; Actiniaria; Actiniidae
Biological process (GO): negative regulation of smoothened signaling pathway
Cellular component (GO): ciliary membrane; Golgi apparatus
Source: RefSeq, a predicted model, not a curated record